CCAGUGCUUACUGCAACAUAGGUACUUACUAUUUGUUAAUAGCAGUUUGAAUGAUGGCUGCAAAUGCCAGAGAUUGCCUCUGAACAAAGCUUGGAUACAAUUACCAAGUGAGGUUUUGAGAAUAAUUCCAGAAACUAGUAUAGUUUUUCUAUGAAGUAUUACCCUAACUUCUGUCUGAUGGGAUUGAUACCAACCCUUACCUUCAAUGAUAGACAUAUGAUUCAAGUCUGACCGAUCAGCAUAUACCAUUCCCUGAAAACCACAUUGGUGAGAGAUGUGAUCUAAGAAAAAGACAAUGGAGAGGACCCUUUAGAAUGCACCUCUGAACUAGAAGAAUUAGGAUCCUAAACAACGUCCUAGGAGAAAAAAAUCGAGCUCAAUAAACCAGGGACCAACAAUAAAAUGAAUAUCUGGGGCUCAGGAGGACCUACAAGUUCCACUGGAGGAGACGCUCAAAGUCAUGGAGGCUUUCAACAGGACCCUGCUGGUACCUUAGCUCCAAGUUCAGAGUUGGAGGCUGCAUCUGACAAGUGGCUGUGGUUUCAACUCUCUGGAGUCUCAUUUUUUUUCUCUUCCUUGAAGUUUGUUCACUGCAGUUUGAAGAGCCAAGGCACAUGAGACAUACCAGGAAUCUCCGAUGUUACAGUUGCAAGCAGUCCAAGAACCAGACUUUGAGAAUCUCUCCUGUGGUCCUGAUGCUUCUGAGAAUGCAGGUUGAUGUUGCACUAACUUUCAAAGGGUUCAAAAAGCAAAGCAACGUGGAGAGACAUGCAUUGAAAAGGCUUGCUCCCCUCCUUGUACUUAUCUGCCAGUUCUCCUCUUCCUCUGCCUCAGACAGUCAUGGACCUGCUCUGGAUGCCCCUGUUUCUGGUGGCUGCUUGUGUCUCUGCUGUCCACAGCUUACCGGAAGUGAACGCUGGUGUUUCCAGCAUCCACAUAACCAAGCCUGUGCACAUCCUGGAGGAACACAAUCUGCUGGUGCUAACGCCUGCUGGCCUGACCCAGAUGCUGAACGAGACCCGCUUCCUCAUGGUGCUUUUCCACAAUCCAUCCUCAAAGCAAUCCAGGAACUUGGCGGAAGAGCUGGGCAAAGCUGUGGAGAUCAUGGGCAAAGGCAAGAAUGGGAUCGGCUUUGGCAAAGUGGACAUUACUGUAGAGAAGGAGCUUCAGCAGGAGUUUGGGAUUACCAAGGCCCCAGAGUUGAAGCUGUUUUUUGAGGGCAACAGGUCAGCGCCCAUCAGCUGCAAAGGAGUGGUUGAAUCUACUGCCUUAGUCGUUUGGUUGAGACGACAAAUUAGCCAGAAAGCAUUUUUGUUCAACAACAGCCAGCAGGUGGCGGAGUUUGUGACAGCCAGGCCCUUGGUCAUCAUUGGCUUCUUCCAGGAUUUAGAGGAAGAAGUAGCAGAGUUGUUCUAUGAUGUGAUCAAAGACUUCCCAGAGCUAACGUUUGGAGUGAUAACAAUUGGCAAUGCCAUUGGGCGUUUCCACGUCACCCUUGACAGCGUUCUGGUAUUCAAAAAGGGAAAAAUUGUGAACCGCCAAGAGCUUAUUAAUGACAGUACCAACCAAAAGGAACUCAACCGUGUCAUAAAACAGCACCUUACAGAUUUUGUUUUUGAAUACAAUAGUGAGAAUAAGGAUCUGAUUUACGAGUUGCACAUCAUGAGUCACAUGCUGCUCUUUGUCUCCAAAAGCUCUGAGUCGUAUGGUAUCAUAAUUCAGCAUUACAAGCUGGCAUCAAAGGAAUUCCAGAACAAGAUCCUUUUCAUCCUUGUGGAUACAGAUGAACCCAGAAACGGACGUGUCUUGGAGUACUUCCGGGUCACAGAGGUCGAUAUCCCCUCUGUCCAAAUCCUAAAUUUGAGCUCUGACGCCAGGUACAAAAUGCCUUCAGAUGACAUAACCUAUGAAAACCUCAAGAAAUUUGGCCGCAGCUUCCUGAGUAAAAAUGCCAAGAAACAUCAAUCCAGUGAAGAGAUUCCAAAAUAUUGGGACCAGGGACUGGUUAAGCAGCUCGUGGGGAAGAACUUCAACAUAGUCGUCUUUGACAAAGAAAAGGAUGUGUUUGUGAUGUUCUAUGCUCCCUGGUCUAAAAAGUGCAAGAUGCUGUUCCCGCUGUUGGAGGAACUGGGAAGAAAGUAUCAAAACCACUCCACAGUCAUCAUUGCCAAGAUCGACAUCACAGCGAAUGACAUUCAGCUGAUGUACCUGGACCGGUACCCAUUCUUCAGGCUGUUUCCCACCAACUCUCAACAAGCUGUCCUGUAUAAGGGAGAACAUACUCUGAAGGGCUUCUCUGACUUCCUGGAAAGCCACAUCAAAACCAGAAUUGAGGAUGAGGAUGAGCUAUUGUCUGUUGAGCAAAACGAAGUGAUAGAAGAGGAAGUGCUAGCUGAAGAAGAGGAGGUGCCUGCAAUGAGGAAAGAGUUACCUGAACAGCAGUUGCCUGAGCCGGAGAACGUGACCAAGCCUGUGUCCAAGCUGGAAGAACCAGCUGGGAAGAAGAGAACACCUGAGGAGGUGGUGGUGGUGGUGGCGGCUAAGCCAAAGGGACCUCCAACUCAAAAGAAGAAACCGAAAGUCAAGGAAGAACUUUAGCUCCUCCAAGGAAACAAGGUGCCCAUUUUUGAUUCCAAUAAAAGCAUAUAGCAUUGUGGAAGGCUAGGUGGGGGCUGGGUAAUAAAGCCUCUGAAUGUCCUUGG
Messenger RNA from Saimiri boliviensis boliviensis (Bolivian squirrel monkey), 2702 nucleotides. The record is from RefSeq and is a predicted model, not a curated record. Lineage: Eukaryota; Metazoa; Chordata; Mammalia; Primates; Cebidae.